AUGGCCGACAGAGCUCGAUCAAGAUCACGCUCGCCUCGGCGCGAUCGAGACAGAGACAGAGACAGACCACGGAAACAAGGCGGUUUCAGAUGGAAAGACAAGAGCCGCAGAGACGACCGCGACGACGGUAACGAACGAAGAGGCCUCGAGCGAGGCUACCGCAACCGGUCCCGCUCCCCCCGUCGCGACCGCGAUCGCGACUCGGACAGAGAUCGCCGCAAUGACCGCCGCGGCGGCGGCGACGACAACUACAGACCCCGCGACUCGGGCAGAGAUAGAGACAGAGACAGAGACAACAAACCCACCGCCAGCGCCUCAAGCUCGAAGGAUGCGCCGACGAAGCCCAAGAAGGAAAAGUCUGCACCCGCGCCGGCUGCGGGCGGCGGCGAGGAGAUGAUUAUCGUGCACGUCAACGACCGCCUCGGUACCAAGGCCGCGAUCCCCUGUCUGGCCUCGGACCCGGUCAAGAUGUUCAAGAUUAUGGUGGCGCAACGGGUCGGACGGGAGCCGCACGAGAUCUUGCUGAAGCGCCAGGGCGAGCGGCCGUUCAAGGACAAUCUUACGCUGGAGGAUUAUGGUGUCAGCAACGGUGUGCAGCUGGAUCUUGAGGUUGAUACUGGUGAUUAA
Colletotrichum lupini is the source of this 627-nucleotide messenger RNA. RefSeq lists its product as uncharacterized. The record is from RefSeq and is a predicted model, not a curated record. Lineage: Eukaryota; Fungi; Ascomycota; Sordariomycetes; Glomerellales; Glomerellaceae. The transcript has a single exon. Gene Ontology annotation, biological process: protein modification process; mRNA splicing, via spliceosome. Gene Ontology annotation, cellular component: nucleus; cytoplasm. The coding region runs from base 1 to 627 and encodes 208 amino acids. Gene Ontology annotation, molecular function: protein tag activity.